UUCUUUCUUUUGGGUCUCUGAAUUCUCUGCGUGAAGCAACAAAAGUCUUCUCUUUCACACCUCUUUCUCUCAACUCCCAUAUGGUUUUUUAACAAUCAUCUUCUAGGGUUUUCACAUCCCUCCUCUUCUUCAAUGGACAUCUUUUCCUCCUUGUUCCCAUAUGGGUUUUCAUCAUCUUCCCAUCAAUUCAGCCAUAAUCUGAUUCACAGAGGGUAAGCAGUUGAUGUUUCAUCCUAAAACCUUUCUUUUUUGAUGGCUUAUCAUCUGUCAAAUUUGUAGUUUUUUUUUUUUAUUGGUUUGGAGUGUUCAUCUAAAAAAAAAACUAAGUGUCUUGGGGUUUUUUGUUGGAAUUUUUAUAAUAUAAGUUUGAGGGGAGAUAUGGAGGAGGUUGAAGCUGCUAAUAAAGCUGCUGUUGAGAGUUGCCAUAGAAUUCUUAGCUUGUUGGCUCAGCCCCAAGAUCAGGUUCAGUCCAAAAACUUAAAGAUACAAACAGGGGAAGCAGUGGUUAGAUUCAAGAAAGUUGUAUCUCUACUUGAUAAUGGCUUAGGUCAUGCUAGGGUUAGAAAGGUCAAGAAAUUUUCAACCCAUAUCCCUCAAAACUUACUAAUUGACAACCCCACCAGAAUCAUCCCCAGAACAGAUCACCAAAACCCACCAAAACCCCUUCAACUUCUCCUUGAGGCUCACCCAAUUCAAGAAAUUGGUCCAAAUGCUGUUAAGAACAACACUCUUUCUUUAGGGAACCAUCAACCUUCACUCGAAUUGAGCUCUAAUGGGAAGUGUUCCAUCCAACUUUCCCAAAAUACCCCUCACCACCACCCUUCUUCUAACUACCAUUUCCUUCAACAACAACAACAACAACAACAAAAGUACCAGCAACAUGUACAGCUGAAACAGCCGCAGGCUGAGAUGAUGUAUAGGCGUAGUAAUAGCGGAAUUAACUUGAAUUUCGAUAGCUCCACUUGCACACCCACAAUUUCAUCCAAUAGGUCUUUUAUGUCUUCAUUGAGUAUUGAAGGGAGUGUAGCUAAUUUGGAUGGGAGUUCUUUUCGAUUAAUCGGGUCAUCUCGUUCGGCUGAUCAAGCCACAUAUCAACACAAAAGGAGGUGUUCUGCUAGAGGUGAUGAUGGAAGUGUGAAAUGUGGGAGUUCUGGUAGAUGUCAUUGCUCCAAAAAGAGAAAACAUAGGAUUAAGAGGUCAAUCAAAGUACCUGCUAUUAGUAACAAGCUUGCAGAUAUCCCUCCUGAUGAGUAUUCUUGGAGGAAAUAUGGCCAAAAGCCUAUCAAGGGUUCUCCUCAUCCAAGGGGUUAUUAUAAGUGCAGCAGCAUGCGAGGCUGCCCGGCAAGAAAACAUGUGGAGAGGUGCUUGGAAGAUUCAACUAUGCUUAUCGUCACCUACGAAGGUGAACAUAACCAUCCAAGGUUACCUUCUCAAUCCGCAAAUGCCUGAAAAAUCUUGAUAUAAGUUAGUCUCGUGUUACCUGUUGUUAGUGGAAUCUUUCUUUGAUCGGCUUGAAUUGCUCCUGUAUAUAUAUUUAACGGGGUUUAGGGGAUUUUUGGAGCUAGAAUUCGGGCUUUUAUAAAACAACCUUUUGAGGGUUCAGGGAGGCUAGCUUGAUCAAACCGUUUCGUGAUGCUGUAGGGGGUUCGUUUAAUCGUUAUGAAUGGUCGUUUUCGUUAUUCUUUCUUUCUUUCUUUUUCCUUUCAGUUUGACUAGAUUAGUAGUGUAGGUUGUCGUCUUUCGGGUAAUUCGGGUCUGUGAUCGGCUAAAACGAGUCACCAUUGUUGAAUGUUGGAUUAACUUGAAGAAGGAUGAAAGAACUUUGAUGGUGCAAAUUGUUGAUUUUGAUUUGUGAUUC
Cynara cardunculus var. scolymus (artichoke) is the source of this 1858-nucleotide messenger RNA. RefSeq names its product probable WRKY transcription factor 21. Gene Ontology annotation, molecular function: sequence-specific DNA binding; DNA-binding transcription factor activity. The coding region runs from base 379 to 1449 and encodes 356 amino acids. The transcript is spliced from 3 exons. Lineage: Eukaryota; Viridiplantae; Streptophyta; Magnoliopsida; Asterales; Asteraceae. The record is from RefSeq and is a predicted model, not a curated record. Gene Ontology annotation, biological process: regulation of DNA-templated transcription.